Molecule: messenger RNA, 1492 nt
Organism: Oncorhynchus mykiss (rainbow trout)
Lineage: Eukaryota; Metazoa; Chordata; Actinopteri; Salmoniformes; Salmonidae
Source: RefSeq, a predicted model, not a curated record
UGUUGAUAUCGAUUGGUUCCCAUGACGAAUUUGACGCCGUGCAACAUUCUUCAGCAGAGAGGGAGGAGGGGCAGACUGCAUUAACAAGGGUACAGGGAGAGUACUACAAGCGUUUGCUGCAGACAGACUGCUGCUCAGCGGUUUCACGUCAAUGCAUCCUGUCUUUAACCGGACAAUAUGAGGAUUUAUUCGGUCUGCAUGUUGUGUUCACUAAUUAUUAUAUCAUCAACAGCAAGUGACACAGGCGUUCAACCCAUUGUGGCCUUAGUUGGUGAUGACGUCAUCCUGCCCUGCACCCUGAGACACACCGUCAGCGCUGUGCAUCAGUCAGUAGAGUGGCAGAGACCGGACCUAAAACCAAAAGAGGUCCAUCUUUACAGAGAUGAGAAGGACGAUCUGGUGCUCCAGAAUCCAGUCUUCAGGGGAAGGACGUCACUGUUCAAAGAGGAACUAGAGAACGGCAACACUAGUUUAAAGUUGACCAGAGUGAAACUCUCUGAUGCUGGAAACUACACCUGUUACAUUCCACUGCUGGACCACCAGAAAACCAUCAUUCAACUCCUUGUUGGUGAGUCAACACACCUGCUGACCACCCAAACCCCCUUAAGAGACAGAUCUCAUGAAAUCAAGGGUGCUGUGUCCAGACCAGUUAUCAUCAUUGAGAGAAUGGAAGGCGAUGAGGUGGUCCUGCGGUGUGAGGCUGAAGGCUGCUACCCAGAGCCUGUCAUGGAGUGGUGUGACGCUCAGGGACGUGUCCUCCCUGCUGCUGGACCUACAGAGACGUCCAGAGACCGUAAAGGCUGCUACACUGUGACAAGCCAUGUCAUCGUCCCGAACUCUGACAACAACACCUUCACCUGUCGCGUUCAACAGUUGGAGAUCAAACACAUGAAGGAGAGACAGGUUCAUGUUCCAGAUCAAAUGUUUCCUAAGACUUGUCAUUCCUGCUGGCUGACAGUUCUUGGAGCAGUUCUUGGAGCAGUUCUUGUUGAAGCUGUAGCUGGAGGUCUCCUCUACCUGUUGAUAAAAAAAGGGAUAUUGACCUUCAGAAAGGAAGCGUGGACGUCAGUAAUGAAGAACAAGGAGACGAUGAAGAAUGAGGAAGAUGAGACCAGUGAAUCCCAGUCUUUCAUUGGUUUAGAUGAUGUGAAAUGAUCUAUAAUAAUAGUAUUAUGUGUCAUUUAACAGAAAUGUUUGGAUGGUCCCAGGAAUCAAACCCACUAUCCUGGAGUUACAAGGACCUUAACUAUGACUACAUAGGAAUAUGCAUGGCUAUGUUUACAUUUUAGUAAUUUAGCAGACGCUCUUAUCCAGAGCAACUUACAGGAACAAUUAGGGUUAAGUGCCUUGCUCAAGGGUACAUUGGCAGACUUUUCAUCUUGUCAUCUCAGGGAUUUGAACCAGCGACAUUGGUUACUGGCCCCACGCUCUUAACCACUAGUCUACCUGCCACUCCAUAUAUGGCACUAGUCUACCUGCCACUCCAUAUAUG